AUGCGUCCUACCAUAGGCGUGGCUUUAGGCCUUGUGAGUAGCGUUUUUGCUGCUCCUGCGCCAGAAGCCUGUGAAGGCGAUAGGACUGAUGUUAUGCUCCAGCCGUAUGUGAUUGUGCAUGAUGGUAAAACAUCUACCACGACUAUUACGCGCACUUACACAGAUAACUCAUGGUCUGCUCAGACUCUCAUUCCUCUUCAGCAGUACAAUCCUGCAAAUUCCGGUUCAACUUCCUCUCCAGGAGUCCCAAGUCCUUGCAUCAACUGUAUUACUAUUACUACUACCGGUCCUGUUCCUUAUGUCACUACAUUUCCUCCAGCUUCAGCUGGAGGAAAGACUACAGUCUUGACCUGCUCCGGACGCAAGACUGCAACUGUAACUGGCACCGUUUCAAGCACUACAACUAUCACUCCGCCACCUCAUUGCAAUGAGUGCUCAGCUACGGUAGUUGUUCCAGCCACUGUUACCGAUAUCAAUACUGUAACAGCACCUGCAUGCCAUGAAUGCGUUACUGUUACUGUUAGCGGAACAACCCCUUGGGUCACUACAGUCCCCCCGGCUUCAUCAGGACAUAAGACUACAGUCUUUACCUGUCCGGGCCAGAAGACGGUGACAGUGACUGGCACUAUUUCAAGCACUACGACGAUCAACCCUACAUCGGGAUGUAGCGACUGCACAGUCACAGUGAUUAUUCCCCCAGCCACAUCCUCACCUGCCAGUGGACUUGUUACUACAAUCACGACUACGGGUACCGCAACUGGCAUUACUACCCUGCCUGCAACUAGCGGUGGUAUCACUACUGUCAUUACCACUGCCACAGGACCUCCCCUGAUUACUGAAACGACAACGGCAAGAACAGCGACUGGUCUAACCACCUUACCUGUCUCAAGUGGUGGACAAACCACUACUGGGGUCUAUACAACAUCAGCGCCAGCAGGAGGUCUUACUACAGUCACUAGCCAGGGUACCACUACUGGCCUAACUACCUUACCUGCUACCUCAGGCGGCACUACUACAGUUGUUACGUAUACAACCCCUGGCAGUGGCCUCACCACUGUGACCUCAACUGCAUCAACCACUGGCUUGACAACACUUCCCGCGACGAGUGGUGGCACUACAACUAUUGUUACCUAUGUCACCACCGGCGGUGGCCUUACCACUGAGACCUCUACAGCUUCCACUACUGGUCUGACUACUCUUCCUGCUACUAGUGGAGGCACGACUACUGUCGUGACAUUUGUGACACCCCCUGCAACUGGUGGUCUCACCACUAAGACUUCAACUGCUUCUACCACUGGUCUGACUACUCUUCCUGCUACCAGUGGUGGCACUACUACUGUUGUGACCUUUGUUACGCCUCUUCCGUCAGGUGGCUUAACUACUAAGACCUCAACAGCAUCUACUACUGGUCUUACAACCCUUCCAGCCACUUCAGGAGGCACUACUACUGUUGUGACCUUUGUUACCAAGCCUACUGGGGGUCUUACAACACUCACUUCUACCAAUUCGAUUACUGGCGUGACCACUUUGCCAGCCACCAGCGGUGGCACCACGACAGUCGUUACUUAUGUUGCCAGUUCUUCAUCUACAUCUUGUUCCGGCCUUUCUCAAACAUCGUCAAUUACCGCUGCCAACUCGCAAGGGACGUCGACAUCGUGGGUUGUUCCGUCAUGCGCCAAGACUGCCAAUUUCGUCGUGAUUGGUGGCGCUGGUGGAUUCUUUGGCUCGGCAUCCUGGAGUCGAGGUGCGAAGAUAACCGGAUCAUUUCCUGUCAGUGGCGGUCAGAUAAUCAACUCUACUGCUGGGGGGGGGGGGGGGGGGGGUGGAGCGGUUGCUGGAAUCCCAGGUACAAGCGUUUUGUGGAGUGGCGGUGCCGGUGGUGGCGACCUUUCAGGUAGGGGAAUAUCUCCAGGCGGCGGAGGUGCUGGCUCAGGUAUCUACCUCGAUGACAACCUGGUUGUUGUCGCCGGUGGUGGCGGCGGUGGUCCUUGCGCCUGUUCCAAGUAUAUAGUGAACGCCCCACCUGAGUUUCAGUUCUAUGAGAACCGCGGAACCGGGGACGCAGGGACAAUUGGCUCGUAUGUCACCGUGAAUCGUAACGGAACUUUCCUUUACUCGGCUUCUGGUGGAGGUGCGGCCACGGAGAGUGUCCCUGGCGCAGGCGCGUUGGUUGUCGGAACCGGUAUGGCCACGUCUUCCAACGGCACUUCUGCAUCUCAAGGCCAAGGUGCAAACGGAGUAACAUCUGACCACCGCGGAUUGACUUGUGCCAACUGUUAUGGCUCUGGUGGUGGGGGAGGUGGUUAUUAUGGCGGUGGAAGCGGGGCCUUCGUCUUUUCUUACCAGUCAGACAGCGAAUAUCAAUUCGCGGCUGGAGGUGGCGGUGGUGGUUCUAGUUUUGUUGGCGAUUCUGUCACUGGGGUGUCACAAAACUAUGGCGAGGCCAAAACCCCAGGAUCUGUCUAUGUUUACUUUACAUAA
This is a messenger RNA of Fusarium verticillioides 7600, 2481 nucleotides long. RefSeq lists its product as hypothetical. The transcript has a single exon. Lineage: Eukaryota; Fungi; Ascomycota; Sordariomycetes; Hypocreales; Nectriaceae. Bases 1 to 2481 code for a protein of 826 amino acids. The record is from RefSeq and is a predicted model, not a curated record.